CAGCAAGUUUUCCAGUUCAUUUGCAUUUGAGCUGAGCGCCACUGGUUUCAAUCCGGCACUGCAAAUCCUGGCGCAAAGAGGAGAUAGUUGAGUCCCCCCUCGAAUGCAGAGCAGGGGUGUCUAACAGGUAGCAUUCCGGUAUAGGUAAUUGUUAGAUUGCUACUACCCGGAGCAAACAAUCGUAAAUAGAAGGGAGUGCUUUCUCAGUUCUGUGCUUGCUGUUCUGUAUCAAGACCAUUCACCAGGAUCCCAGCAGUACCAUAAGUCAGGCCGACAGUGAGAGCUAGAGUCACAUGAAAGGUGACCGCACCAGCUCAUCACCAUCGUUUGCAGUUGCAAAGAAGUUGGGUUUAGUUCAGAAACCUUGUCCUUUUUGUUAGCCACCUUGCGACCACCUGCCGUGCUGCAUGAUUUUGUUCGCACCCUGAAUCAACAACAUUCCCUUUCAUCUUUGCACCACUGUAGUCAAACAAUACAGAGUAAGGCACGCUUCAAUUGGAAGGCGGAGUCUGAUCAAAGUCAGAAUGGAAAGCUCACGGGGCAAUGCCGCUCGGCUCUUGAUGGCCACAACCGCCAUUGUCGCUCUCCUCGUUAUCGGAGCAGCGAUGUUUUCCUCGGGGAGCGAACUUUCUGAGCUUUCAGUCGCCCCACCCCGCCGCAUGCUCGCUGCUGACGUUAGCGCCGCAUCAGUAAAUGCUGAAAUCAUCAGCUCACUGAACACGACCAACGUGCGGACCUACUACAUCAGCAUUGAUGAGGUGGAGUGGGAUUACGCCCCUGGUGACGGCGACCUGUGUUUUAACCGGCCCUACACAGAUAUGGAGCUUCCGUACGCGCGUCCAAGUAACACCAGCAUUGGCAGCAAGUACACUAAAGCGCAGUUCAGGGCAUACACUGAUGCCACCUUCAGCCAGCUCUCCCCGGUGCUCCCCCAGUGGCAACACUUGGGCCUGCUCGGCCCUGUCCUCCAUGCGCAAGAAGGCGACACAAUCGUGGCCGUCGUCCGUAAUGCCGCCCAGUUCGACUUCACCUUCCACAUUGACGGCGCUGUCCUGUCCAACAACUCGACUCGUGUCGUUGGAGAUAUCCCUGGUUCUGUUGUGGCGAGCAAGUUGGUGCAGCCGGGGGCGCCGAAUGCAACGACGCUGAGGGGGAAUGUGGGGGGGGGUGCGGAGGCCAUUGCACCAAACACGACGGCAGUGUCGGUGUGGCAAAUCACGAGCAAGUCCGCUCCAGGUCCUGGCGAUGAGAGCUCCAUUCUUUGGCUGUACCGCUCAACGCUCAACGGCCAACAGGACAAUAACGCGGGUCUCUCAGGGCCGCUCAUCGUAACCCGCAAGGGUCAAGCUAACCCAGACGGCACGCCGGCUGACGUGGACAGGGAGAUUGUGGCGCUCUUCGAGGUCUUCGACGAGAAUGUCAGCCCCUUCUUCGACGAGGCGCUUAUCCCAGCGGGCGUGAACCAAACCGACGAGGAGGCUAUGGAGGCUUUCGCAGAGUCCAACCGCAAGUACGCCAUCAAUGGUUACACCUUCUGCAACAACGCUCCAACCAUGGUCAUGAACAGGGGCGAGCGCGUGCGGUGGUAUCUGGUCGCCCUGGGCAACGAGGUGGACGUGCACGCGCCCCACUGGCACGGCAACACGGGGGCGGUGUCCAACAACACGCAAGUCAUGGACCAGCUCAACCUGCUGCCCAUCAACAUCCAGACGUUCAACAUGGUGCCUGACGCCACGGGCACGUGGAUGUUCCACUGCCACGUCAACGAGCAUUUGAUGGCGGGGAUGAGGACCCUCUACCGAGUCGACGGGUUGGAUACCAUUGAGGCCCCGGGAACUGUUCGCCGUUACUUUGUGCAGAUCGAAGAGGUGCUGUGGGACUUCGCCCCGUCCGGCCAGAACCUCUGCUUCGACGACACGCCCGGCGCCAACGUAACGCUCGACCGCGGAACUGACCUUACGGACGACGAAGCGCUUUUCGUUAUCCCGAAUCCGGACAUCCCGUCCAUCGGAAGCGUGUAUAGAAAGGCGCGUUACAUUGAGUACACGGACGCCACGUUCCGGACGGUGGUAACGCGCCCCGAGACGGAGUCGCUCGGGAUCCUGGGGCCGAUCUUCAGAGCGGAGGUGGGCAACACCAUCGAAAUCGUGGUGCGCAACCAGGCCCAGUUCGCUUUCAGCAUGCACCCGCACGGCGUUUUCUACAACAAGUCCUCCGAAGGCGCAAGCUACGCCGACAACUCGACACUUAACGACGGCGGCCACGGCUUCAUCGCCCCGGGGGAGCAGUACACCUACCGGUGGGCCGUCCCCGCGCGCGCGGGCCCCGCGCUCGGCGACCCGAGCUCCAAGGUGUGGCUGUACCACAGCCACGUGGACGAGGUGGGCGACACCAACGCGGGCCUCAUCGGCGCGAUCAUCGUCACGCGCGCGGGCGCGGCCAUAAGCCCCGCAAACCCCGCGCCCGCGGGCGUCGACCGCGAGUUCGUCGCGUUCUUCGGGAUCCUGAACGAGCUGAGCAGCGUCUACGCGCUGAACAACACGAUCGACCGGGCGCUGGGAGGAAACGCGUCGUCGGAGGCGGUGGACCAGCUCUUGAGUAACGACGACUACAUCGAGAGCAACUUGAAGCACAGCAUCAACGGUCGCCUCUACUGCAACCUGCGCGGGCUCACGAUGCGCGUCGGCGAGCGCGUCCGGUGGCAUCUCGUAUCGCUCGGGUCCGUGCUGGACGUGCACGUGCCCUCCUGGGGGUCGCAUACGCUAUUGGCCCACAGCCAGAGGGUCGACUACACGCUCAUGAUGUCAUCAUCCAUGACGACGCUCGACAUGAUCCCGGCCGAGAUUCCUGGGGCGUUCAACUUCCAGUGCCACGUGGACGACCACUACCUCGCGGGCAUGAAGGCCAUGUUCCAGGUUAACGCGACUUCCGCUGGUCCGCUGACCGCCCAAGCGGACCCCACCGGAACGGUCCGCACGCACUAUAUUGCGGCACAACAGGUAACUUGGGACUACGCCCCCCUUGGUGCGGACGGCAACUGCGGCGGCCUGCAAUUUGGACAGGUUGCGGAUGCGGACACGUGGCUCAACAACACUGGCCCAAACCAGAUAGGACCAAUCUACACGAAGGCUGCUUACCUCGAGUACACAGACGCCACGUUCACAACGUUGCUCGCGGCCGCGCCCGACGAGGGCGGCCGCGCCCCCGGCCAGCGCGGCGAGCACCUGGGGCUGCUGGGGCCGCUCCUGCGCGCGCAAGUGGGCGACACCAUCAAGGUCGUGUUCAAGAACAUGCUCACCAACAUGACUGCCAACAUGGUGCCCAGCGGCCUCAGCGCGGGCCUCCCGGGCUCGUCCGUCAACGGCUCAACUGAAUUCUUGUCCGACAGCUCUCAGGCUGAGGUGGCACCCAACGAGACGGUCACGUACGAAUGGCCGGUUACCGCGAACAUGGGCCCCGGCCCACUCGAUGGGAGCUCCAUCCUGUGGCACUACCAGUCCACGAUCGACACCCCUACCGGAAUUUACGCCGGCUUGAUCGGCCCCAUCAUCAUCACCGCUCGGGGGAUGGCCCGGGGGGGCAACGUGACCGCGGAUUUGGCCCCCCCCUUGAUGCCCAAGGACGUGGACCGGGAGUUUGUGACGGUGUUUGGCGUUUUCAACGAGAACAAGAGCCCGUUCCUGGCGGAGAAUCUGGUCCAGUUCGCGAACGUGAGCCGGGAAGAGGCCGACAGCGUGGCGCAAGACAUGCAGGAUAACGACGAGGAGAGCAACCUGAAGCACGGGAUCAACUUCAGGUUCUUCUGCAACUUGCCCGGUCUGACCGCAACCCUAAACGACCGCGUCCGUUUCCACACUCUCGCAAUUGGAUCCGAGGCCGAUCUGCACACGCCCAACUGGGGGGGUGGCAUCUCCGUUCUGCGGCAGGGGGGGAAACGGACCAUGAGCUUCGGACUGCUGUCCGGGAUUGCGCAGUCUGCGGACACUGCUGCGGACGUCCGGGGGAGCUGGGUAUAUCACUGUGCGGUGCACGAUCACCAGAACGCGGGGAUGCAAGCGCUGUACGAAGUGGUUUAAGAGUCUGGUUAGAGGGUUUGUGAAUCGCUCUGUAACGGGUCAAAGCCUCUCAAAGGCUUUUGCGAUUCAGUCAGAGAAUUCAAUAUUUUGGAGUUGUGGAGUUAUACGAUUCAUUAUUGGGAGAGCGGCUCCCGAAAGGUUCGAAGAACGAUAUGCAGCGGGCUCGGUAUCGUAUCAUACACGCGUCGUCAAGCGCUCUUUAUUCUCUGUGAUACUAGAGGGCUGCAGCGGGAGCUUUUUGGACAGCAUCCAUUAUGAGCUGCCCCUUGCGGCCCCCAGUUUUGAGUAAUCAGCGCAGCGCUGCGGAUUCUGGUAGAAGGAUUGAUGUAGGUGCCAGUUUGAGAUGUCGGACAGAGAUUCAUGCAAGAAACGGACACACGGCGGCAAGCUUACUGAACAGAUUAUAGCUGGUAGCUCUUCGAGUCAGACAUCAGACUUCCAAUGUUGUGAGGAAAACUGUAUGCAUGCAUGUUGUUUUAUAUGGAAGAACGUGACGUACAUUAUGUGCAGAU
Molecule: messenger RNA, 4588 nt
Organism: Klebsormidium nitens
Lineage: Eukaryota; Viridiplantae; Streptophyta; Klebsormidiophyceae; Klebsormidiales; Klebsormidiaceae
Source: the annotation of a GenBank genome assembly